This is a messenger RNA of Ciona intestinalis (vase tunicate), 3831 nucleotides long. The record is from RefSeq and is a predicted model, not a curated record. Lineage: Eukaryota; Metazoa; Chordata; Ascidiacea; Phlebobranchia; Cionidae.
GUGACUGUAGGUGUGGAGCUGAUUGGUUAAUCACGCGACUAGACUUACAACUGCAACUGUACAGUAAAUACAGGGAAUAGUUUUUGGACCGACUAGAUUUCAGAAGAAAAAAUUCCCGAAAUACUGGAAAAUAGAACCUGGUGAAAAACAAGCAGUUAUAGUAAGUGUUCAGGUUGGACCUGAAAAGUCUUGACUAGCCCCAGGCGGUUUUUAUAUGUUUGUUUGCCCGUUUGAAUGUGGACUAACCCAAUCGGCCGUAUUUCGUGUUCCCCUGGAAUCUGAACCUUCCAGUUUGUGUAUUGGUUUGUAAAAUACCAAAGAAGUUGGUCUUCCAUACAACAAUCAUGUCGAAUCCGCGAAAAUUUUCGGAGAAAAUAGCGCUGCACAAUCAAAAGCAGGCUGAAGAAACAGCAGCUUUUGAGAGGAUUAUGCAAGAAGUGUCAGUGACCAGAGUCAUAGGAAUGCAGCCACCACGAAUGACAUCUGCUCAUCUCAGUCCCCACCCCCAAGCAUACCUGCGCUCAUAUUUAGGUGGAUCUUUACCCAAUGUAAAUCAAAUUGCUGCCAAUCCCCAAAUUGAGCUCCAUCACCAGGGUGGUUUUGAUGAUGGUAAACAUGCAAUGAGACAUCCAGGUCGAUUUGAUUCUCGUAUGCGCCCCUACACUCACAGACGGAAUGUAAUGCCAUUUGAAAUGAACAACAGGCACAGAAUAUCUCAUUUUGAAGGAAACCCAGCUCAAUAUGCUGGUCCUUUCCUAUCCCCACCACCCGAAUCCAGUUGGAGAAGUUUUGCUCUGUCCAGAACGAACUCUGACUCAGCGUUGCAUCAAAGUGUGAUGAACCCAAACCAGCAAGAUCCUUUCAACUCGGCAAACAACCAAAUGAACCACCAACCUCAUCGUGAAUUCAAUGAGAACAGCUUUUACAAUCUGCCUCCUUCCUAUAAAACGAUGCUUGAAAAUAAGAAGUUGGAGCAGCAGUUACAUUCAGCUAACAGACCUAAGUCAUGUGAGGCACCCACAAUGAACAUGCUGUCAAGUGGUGAGCCAUCCAUUCAUGGACCACCUGAUGGACACGGCAAUCAGAUCCCCAUUAUACCAGUCUCUGUAUCUCCUUCUCUCUCUCAUGUUACUCAGAUAGGAAACAACACUGGUUCGCUUCCAGAUUUGACGAACCUACACAUCCCAUCACCGCUGUCUAACCCCAUAGACUAUGAUGAAGCUCAUCAGCAUCAAACGAGUCAGAACAACGUUCAUCCUCCUGUAUAUAACCAAGCUAGAAGCACUGGGAACCUGCCAGCUGCCUCAGCCAUCUCGCCCCACUUAGGAGGUAUACCCCGUGGUCCUGCCAGCCCCAGUAGAUCAAGGAGGCACACCCACAAUGGCCCCAGCCCCCUUAGUCUUGGGUCUCCUGAACAUGCAAGAAGGAUCAAGUACCCCAAAGUAUCCUCACCAAAAAUGGGUACAUCUGAGAUAAAAAGCCCCCCGAGAGUGGGUAACUGCGCUUACCCCUACCCCACACCCCAAGGAACUCAUCCAGGCCACCAUAAUCCUACUGAUUCAAGGGGUUGGCCUUUACCUAGCCCUGAUCAUCCUGGCAGUCCAUCCCAUGUUCAAUCAAUGUCACCACGUGGUGUUGCCCUCAACCAACAGGGCCAACAAGGGAACAUUCACCAACGCCAUCUCUCCCAACAACAUGGAGGAUCACAACAACUUCAAAUAGAUGUGAGUGCAGCAUCCAAGGUGGGCCAACCACACCUCUCAAGGGUUGUACAUGGCACCGCCAUUACCAGUCCCCUUACUUCGCCCACUUCUCCAACCUCUCAAUGCAGUCAAGCUAGUUUCUCACCUGUCACCUCUCCACGGCAUGAGUUUACGACCGGCAGUAACCCCGCACUCUCUGAAGCUUACUACAGGAACGAUAUGACGAUGCAGCCGCUUCAGCACCAGUUUGAACACUUCCACGUCGUUAACGACGCCGGUAACAACCCGCAACAUCAAGGCAUACCACCUCCAGGUUACAGUGGGCUAAGUGCACUCGUGGAAACUUCAUCUGACGGAAGCUACGAGAUUCCACACGGCAACAGUGGAUCCGUUUCAUCGCGGCAUGGAAGCCAAAACAACGCCCCAGCAAAGCACCAACAACCAAACAACAUCAACAGAAUACCAGACAUCGUAUUUACUGGGGUAGAUGAACACCAGUCAAAGAUGGGGUUACUUUCGGGCAGUGAUUACCCCAUCACCCCCGGUAUGUUCUCGCACGAGUUGGGUUCCGAGUAUUUUCCCGGCGAUGAACUCAAAGUCAAUCUUGGUCUUGAGGAGCUGCAGAUGUUGGAGGAUUCCCACAUCACUGAUCCCGUGAUGGAACAACUCGACAGUCUGUGACGUCACUAUCCUCCUGGAGUCACGUGACUGCCGAAUCUUUCGCGCGACGUCCGCGACAAGACAACAGCCAUUCUCCCGACUGCAAGCUGUAGACCACGGUUCGCAACGUUCAACUAACCCUCGUUCGUGGCCUCGAACCGCCACCAAAACAGUUAACAGCAUCUCCAUCUUAUAAUACAGCUAACUAACUUCCGUCGUUGUGUUGUCUGUCCAUAUGUUCCAUUACCGCUGCUCUUGCGACAAAAAGUCGUUUUAAUUUUCUCACCAGUUGUCACGCACGUUACACCUCAAUCGCAAAUGAGGUAUUUGGUCGUAGUAGAAGCGCCGUUGCUGCACAUCGCUAACGAUUUGUAUCCGUAUUGUAACCAAAUCCAUUAACUAGCACAAGCAGCACCGGAGUUUUUUACACAAAGUUGUUUCUCAACAGUUAGUCCUAAAAAUGGCGGCGAACGUGUAAAUAUAUUUUACAGAACAGCAGUUUCUUCUUAUUUUCUUGCAAACCUAAUUUGCAGUGACGAUUUUAGCGGUGAUUUUUAUGCGGCUCCUUUUUAAGACGUUUUAUUUAUAUACAGCGCUUUUAUGACUCGAGGACUAAUUCGUACGUGUAUAUUUUCUAAUCGCAACAUCUUUUUUAGUUUUCACGCGUUUCUUAUUCAGUAUGUUUUUCUAAACCAUCGUCCGUGGUAAUCCCGUGUUCAGUGCCAUCUCCUACGAAGGUGUGUUCAUCACUGCGUCUUUUUCGUUCCUCCUCACAUGUUGCCUUUUACUGAGCGCCAGAAGCGGAUAUUCAAAAGUUUGCUCCCGAUCAUUUUGCUUCGAAUUUUAACUAAAAUCUUCCGCGCUGUCGCUUUUAAAAGACUACUGACUUAUGAAACGGGGUUAACUGCUUUCCACUGCCAAACGGACGCCACUGACCCGUUAUAACCUCUGUACAUAGUAACACUUCUUCGCUUCGUAGGUAGAUCUCCCAAACCUUAAUUGCUCACAGUUCUGGUCGGUCAAUUUCCCAUGCAAUUUAAAACAUACGCACACGGCUAUCUAGAACGCCCGCGGACACUGAUUCGUUAGGUUUUUGGCGCUCGUGCGCUUCAAAACAUUGAGAUUACGGCCGCGUGUUACAUCAGUAUUACUUUACUGUAUGGCAAUACCGACCGUGUUCACUGGAACUCUUCGUAUUUUUUACACGAACACCCUAUUCCAGACACUUGUGUGUAUGUGUGUGUCAUGUUUUUAGAUCACUAUAUUUUUGCACCUGUUACAGUUUACUAAAAUUCCUUCAUUCUCUGGCCUUUUAAUCAAUGAUGACAUGUCACUAGUAAAAACUUGUGUUCCAUGCCUCUUACGCAUUAACGCUUUGCGUUUUCGCACACUGAACGACAUUGUACAUUCUUAUACUUGCUUCUACCAUCGUUUUUUUCAUUGCCACAAUAAAAAAAUACUGUGUAAA